Messenger RNA from Oncorhynchus tshawytscha (Chinook salmon), 2022 nucleotides. RefSeq names its product ras-GEF domain-containing family member 1B-A-like. The record is from RefSeq and is a predicted model, not a curated record. Gene Ontology annotation, biological process: Ras protein signal transduction; positive regulation of GTPase activity. Gene Ontology annotation, molecular function: guanyl-nucleotide exchange factor activity. NCBI's taxonomy places the organism in Eukaryota, Metazoa, Chordata, Actinopteri, Salmoniformes, Salmonidae. Gene Ontology annotation, cellular component: plasma membrane. The coding region runs from base 311 to 1720 and encodes 469 amino acids. The transcript is spliced from 14 exons.
ACUUUUCCCGGUUUCUCCAGCUCAAACAAGUCGACACGUUUGGAGUGAGGAUCUCCGCUGCGCAGUCUCGCUGCAAUAUGACUGUGGAUGAUUGUGUGUUAUACCAAGAACUCCGUCAAGCCUUGUGAAAACCGUGAACACACGUUCCUUCUACUCGUGAUUUGCAAGUGAAUAUGCUGAAUGUAAGGACAGAGGAAACCUGCGGCUGAAUAUCAGUAGAAGCUCACAGGUUUCGUUGGAGAAAGUGCUCGUUUUAUUCUAGUGGGAAAGAUAUAUUAAGGAUUCUGCAGUUACUUAUUCUGAGGACAAUAUGCCUCAGACGUCACCGCUGACAGGCAUGCUGGUCUCCAGUGGUUACAACCAGAACCAGAACCAGACCAAGGAAGAGGGACUGUAUUACCAUGACAACACCCUGGUGUCCGGCUCGCUCGAGGCCCUCAUCCACCACCUUGUCCCCAGCAUGGACUACUACCCUGACAGGACAUACAUCUUCACCUUCCUGCUCUCCUCUCGUCUGUUCAUCCACCCCUACGAGCUCAUGUCCAAAGUCUGUCACCUGUGUAUGGAACAGCAGAGACUGAGUGACCCUCAGGCAGACAAGAUGAGGAUCAGGAAGUUGGCUCCCAAGAUCCUCCAGCUGCUUCAGGAGUGGACGGAAACUUUCUCCUACGACUUCAGAGACGAGAGGAUGAUGAGGAGCUUGAAGGAGCUGACCCAACGCCUGUCCUCAGGGGACGAGCUGUACAGGAAGGUGGUUCACCAGAUGAUUCAGGUCCUAAUCAGGAAGCUGACUACUCUGAGCCAGUACGAGGAAGCUCUGGUCAAGAUCAAUGCUACGGCUACAGACAGACUGACCGUGCUCAAGGCCAAGCCUCAGGCCAUCCAGAGGGACAUGCUGUCCAUCUGCAAUGACCCCUUCACCAUGGCCCAGCAACUCACUCACAUAGAACUGGAGAGACUGAGCAACAUCGAACCAGAGGAAUUUAUCCAGGCUUUUGAGAAGAAAGACCUUCUGGACAAUGAUAAGAGCUGUUUCAGCGACCAGAAGAAGGCUAGUAGCCUGGAGGCAUAUGUACAGUGGUUCAACAGACUCAGCUUCCUGGUGGCCACAGAGAUCUGCAUGCCCGUAAAGAAGAAGCAGCGAGCGCGAGUCAUGGAGUUCUUCAUCGACGUGGCACGGGAGUGCUUCAACAUCGGCAACUUCAACUCCCUCAUGGCCAUUAUCUCUGGGAUGAACAUGAGUCCUGUGUCUCGACUGAAGAAGACCUGGAGCAAAGUCAAGACGGACAAGUUUGACAUCUUGGAGCACCAAAUGGACCCUUCCGGUAACUUCUACAAUUACAGAACGGCGUUGAGAGGAGCGACACAGAGGUCUAGAACAGCCAACAGCACUAGAGAGAAGAUCGUUAUCCCGUUCUUCAGCCUACUGAUUAAAGAUAUCUACUUCCUAAACGAGGGAUGUUCCAACAGGAUGCAGAAUGGACACGUUAACUUUGAGAAAUUCUGGGAGAUGGCGAAGCGGGUCAGCGAGUUCAUGGUUUGGAAGAAGGUGGAGUGUCCGUUUGAGAAGGACCGUAAAAUCCUCCAGUACUUGCUUACCGCACCAGUUUUCAGCGAGGACACUCUGUAUCUGGCCUCUUAUGAGAGUGAAGGCCCUGAGAACCACAUGGAGAAGGACAGAUGGAAGUCUCUGAGAUCCACUCUGCUAAGUAGAGUCUAGAGCUUCUGAACAGAACCAUGUCGAACCCAUCUGACAACCAAGCCUUACCCUGCGGUGAUGUCCGAAUAACAGUGUCCCUGUUUGGAAGGGAAACAACAAUCUGAACUGUUCAAUUCAGCAAGGCGGGAUCUUUUUCUGUUCCGUCCGCAGUCAAGGAUUUCUAGCUAAGAAUCCCUCCAGUUGAUUGGCUCUUCCUUCACGCUACGUUUCCAAGGACAGCUUUUUAUUUUUUCCAUCUCUUUUGUAUGAAUUUUGUAGCCUUUUAUUAAAGAUGCUACGACCAUCACGACUGAGAAGAGGAG